Molecule: messenger RNA, 997 nt
Organism: Populus trichocarpa (black cottonwood)
Lineage: Eukaryota; Viridiplantae; Streptophyta; Magnoliopsida; Malpighiales; Salicaceae
Exons: 1
Coding region: 501-944 (147 amino acids)
Source: RefSeq, a predicted model, not a curated record
UAUUAAGUGAGGACCAAAGCAACAGUUCAUCUCCCUUCCCCCUCUACAAAAGACAAACACAACAUUAUUUAUUAAUCUGAUAUACUUUGGACUUAACCAACAUUAGAUUAGAUCGUACAAGGUAGCAGCAUUACAUGCAAUUUUCCAUGGCCUCAAGCUCUCUUAAUCCCAUCAUCAUCAGCCAUCGCUAAAACAAAAACACAAUUCUAUCUCUCACACUCUACUCCUUGGACUCAUUCACUAGCAUCAAUUCCUAUAUACCGAAACCUCCCCUUCUCCUCCACUUGUCAUCACAUAACAAACACUACCACCCACCCUUCAAAUCCAGAGAAACAACAGCAUACAAUUUAAGAGAUUAGAUCAUAAAUAAGUAUUCUUCUUCUUCUUCAAGAACGGCAAACAGCAUAAACCCGAAGAAAACCCAGAUGGGUUCAAUAAAUUAGAUCUCAAGAUUGUAUAGAGAGAGAGAGAAAGUGGGGUCUUCUUGUUUUCGUUGAUUAAUGGCGACGCUGCAUAAAUUCAAGCUAUUAGCUACACAAUGUGCAGUGACAGCAACACCAACGCAAAGUCCAACGACAAGUCCCGUCUUCCACAUCCGCCGCCGGAGGAAGACUCUUCGGAUGCUACUUUCAAAGAACUCCGAUGUUCGCCGGAGGAUUCCACGGCGAGAAGAUGAAUCGGAAGAAGAGGAAGAUCCGUUGCCCGAGAAGAGGGUGAGGAGGAAAUUGAAGGAUUUGUUUGUGUCUUCGCCGCCUUUUGAGGAGAUGGAGAGGAGGAGUGGUGAGCGUGGUGGCGGUGAGGAGGUGGGGUUGAUUAGUGGUGGUGCAGCGGCGGUGAGGAGAGGUGGUGUCGGUGGCGGCGCGUUGAGACCGGUUGCGGCGUCGUUGAGAUAUAGAUUGUUAAGGAGAGCUUGGAGACCUGUAUUAGUUACCAUCCCUGAGUAGUAAAUUGUUUCUGAAAAAUUGUACGGACAAAUGGAAUAUUUUUGUUUCUUCUA